Messenger RNA from Carica papaya (papaya), 408 nucleotides. The record is from the annotation of a RefSeq genome assembly. NCBI's taxonomy places the organism in Eukaryota, Viridiplantae, Streptophyta, Magnoliopsida, Brassicales, Caricaceae.
AUGGUACUGGCAUUUUGUAGACGUGGUUUGGUUAUUCCCAUUUGUCUCUAUCUAUUGGUGGGGAGGUAUAUGAAGGAACGAAAGAGUGGAUUAAAAAAUGAAAGCUCGAAGACAAAGAGAAUCGGGCUUUUCCAAAGAAUUACUGCAGCUUUCCCACUCCCUUUGAUUAUCAUAUACAAAAAAGUGUCUUCCACUUUCCUACCAAAUCUCUCUUUAUUCUGGCACAUAAAUGAAGGGAUCGAAGAGAUUAUGGCAGAUCAUGUUCACCAAGAAAUGACCCGAAAUUGGAUCUUGGUCUAUUUGAGAUUGUUCCUUUUAAUCGUAAUCAAAGAUGUUUUCUUGUCUCUCGUUUCUUUUCUGAAAAAAUGGAAGAACCUAAUGGAUCGAACUCAUCCUUGGCUGCUACGA